AUGGAGCCGUGGAAGCAAUGCGCGCAGUGGCUCAUCCACUGCAAGGUGCUGCCCGCCAACCACCGGGUGACCUGGGACUCGGCGCAGGUGUUCGACCUGGCCCAGACCCUCCGCGAUGGAGUCCUGCUCUGCCAGCUGCUCAACAACCUCCGGGCGCACUCCAUCAACCUGAAGGAGAUCAACCUGAGGCCGCAGAUGUCCCAGUUUCUCUGUUUGAAGAACAUAAGGACGUUCCUCACGGCCUGUUGUGAGACGUUUGGAAUGAGAAAGAGUGAACUGUUCGAGGCAUUUGACCUGUUUGAUGUCCGUGACUUCGGAAAGGUAAUAGAAACGUUAUCGCGACUUUCUCGCACACCUAUAGCGUUGGCCACAGGAAUCAGGCCCUUCCCAACAGAAGAAAGCAUUAAUGAUGAGGACAUCUACAAAGGCCUGCCUGAUUUAAUAGAUGAAGCCCACGUGGAAGAUGAAGAGGGUCUGUACGACUGUGUGUAUGGGGAGGAUGACGGUGGCGAGGUAUAUGAGGACCUGAUGAAGGCAGAGGAAGCGCCGCAGUCGAAAUGUCCAGAAAAUGAUAUACGAAGUUGCUGCCUAGCAGAAAUUAAGCAGACAGAAGAAAAAUAUACAGAAACACUGGAGUCAAUAGAAAAAUAUUUCAUGUCACCAUUGAAAAGAUUUCUGACAGCAGCAGAAUUUGAUUCAGUAUUCAUCAACAUUCCUGAACUUGUGAAAGUUCAUCGGAACCUAAUGCAAGAGAUUCAUGAUUCCAUUGUGAAUAAAAAUGACCAGAACUUGUAUCAAGUUUUCAUUAACUACAAGGAAAGGUUGGUUAUUUACGGGCAGUACUGCAGUGGAGUGGAGUCGGCCAUCUCUAGUUUAGACUACAUUUCUAAGACAAAAGAAGAUGUCAAACUGAAGUUAGAGGAAUGUUCUAAAAGAGCAAACAAUGGGAAAUUUACUCUUCGAGAUUUGCUUGUGGUUCCUAUGCAGCGUGUUUUGAAGUACCACCUUCUCCUUCAGGAGCUGGUCAAACAUACCACUGAUCCUAUGGAGAAGGCAAAUCUGAAACUGGCUCUUGAUGCAAUGAAGGACUUGGCACAAUAUGUGAAUGAAGUGAAAAGAGAUAAUGAGACCCUUCGUGAAAUUAAACAGUUUCAGCUAUCUAUAGAAAAUUUGAACCAACCCGUUUUGCUUUUUGGACGACCUCAGGGAGAUGGUGAAAUUCGAAUAACCACCCUAGACAAACAUACAAAACAAGAAAGGCAUAUCUUCUUAUUUGAUUUGGCAGUGAUUGUAUGUAAAAGGAAAGGUGAUAACUAUGAAAUGAAGGAAAUAAUAGAUCUUCAGCAGUACAAAAUAGCCAACAAUCCUACAACUGAUAAAGAAAAUAAAAAGUGGUCUUAUGGCUUCUACCUCAUCCAUAUCCAAGGACAAAAUGGGUUAGAAUUUUAUUGCAAAACAAAAGAUUUAAAGAAAAAAUGGCUGGAACAGUUUGAAAUGGCUUUAUCCAACAUAAGGCCAGACUAUGCAGACUCCAACUUCCAUGAGUUCAAGAUGCAUACCUUCAACCGGGUUACAUCCUGCCGAGUCUGCCAGAUGCUCCUGAGGGGGACAUUUUUUCAAGGUUAUUUAUGUGUUAAGUGUGGUGCCAGAGCACACAAAGAAUGUUUGGGAAGAGUAGACAAUUGCAACAGAGUUAAUUCCACUGAACAAGGGACGCUCAAACCAUCCGAGAAACGGACCAAUGGACUCCGAAGAACCCCCAGACCGGUGGAUCCAGGUUUACCAAAGAUGCAGGCUAUUAGGAGCUACAGUGGAACACCGCCCCCCGCUCUUCAUGAAGGACCCCCAUUACACAUUCAGGCAGGGGAUACAGUUGAACUUCUGAGAGGAGAUGCACACAGUCUGUUUUGGCAGGGUAGAAAUUUAACAUCUGGAGAGGUUGGAUUUUUUCCGAGUGAUGCUGUCAAGCCUUGCCCAUGUGUGCCCAAACCAGUAGAUUACUCUUGCCAACCCUGGUAUGCUGGAGCCAUGGAAAGGCUGCAGGCAGAGACUGAACUUAUUAACAGGGUAAACAGUACUUACCUUGUGAGACACAGGACCAGAGAGUCAGGAGAAUACGCAAUUAGCAUUAAGUACAAUAAUGAAGCAAAGCACAUCAAGAUUUUAACAAGAGAUGGCUUUUUUCACAUUGCGGAAAAUAGAAAGUUUAAAAGUUUAAUGGAACUUGUGGAGUACUACAAGCAUCAUUCUCUUAAAGAAGGAUUCAGAACCUUGGAUACAACUCUGCAGUUUCCAUACAAGGAGCCAGAACAUUCAACUGGACAGAGGGGUAAUAGAGCAGGCAUCAGCUCCCCUUCUUUGUUCUGUGGGUUUUCUUUUGUAACUCCACCAGACUACAGCUUUGUCCCCCCUUCUUCCACUCCUUUCUGGUCAGUGUUAAGUCCAAAGGUGCUGGGCAUCGCUAUUGCUCGGUAUGACUUCUGUGCCAGAGAUAUGCGAGAACUGUCCCUGCUGAAAGGAGAUGUGGUGAAGAUUUACACGAAGAUGAGUGCGAACGGCUGGUGGAGAGGAGAAGUAAAUGGCAGGGUGGGCUGGUUUCCAUCCACGUAUGUGGAAGAGGAUGAGUAA
Budorcas taxicolor (takin) is the source of this 2628-nucleotide messenger RNA. It is a transcript of the gene VAV3, whose product is annotated as vav guanine nucleotide exchange factor 3. The record is from RefSeq and is a predicted model, not a curated record. Gene Ontology annotation, biological process: cell migration; intracellular signal transduction; regulation of GTPase activity. The transcript is spliced from 28 exons. Gene Ontology annotation, molecular function: protein binding; guanyl-nucleotide exchange factor activity. NCBI's taxonomy places the organism in Eukaryota, Metazoa, Chordata, Mammalia, Artiodactyla, Bovidae. Gene Ontology annotation, cellular component: plasma membrane; cytoplasm. Bases 1 to 2628 code for a protein of 875 amino acids.